Molecule: messenger RNA, 2442 nt
Organism: Clarias gariepinus (North African catfish)
Lineage: Eukaryota; Metazoa; Chordata; Actinopteri; Siluriformes; Clariidae
Gene: rmi1
Product: RMI1, RecQ mediated genome instability 1, homolog (S. cerevisiae)
Exons: 2
Coding region: 154-2067 (637 amino acids)
Biological process (GO): resolution of meiotic recombination intermediates; double-strand break repair via homologous recombination
Cellular component (GO): nuclear body; RecQ family helicase-topoisomerase III complex
Molecular function (GO): nucleotide binding
Source: RefSeq, a predicted model, not a curated record
GCCGCACCGACUCUAGAGAGAAAUGUGAGUGUAGUAGUUUAGAUAAUAUUAAGUUGACAAAAGGACCCUUUUUUUUAACUGCCUGCUGAAAUUUAUCUAGUUGUGCCUUUUUUUUUUUAAUAGUGGAGAGCUACAUCAGUGAACAGGAAAAAAAUGCCAGUGGCACGUGCCCAGGCCACCCAGACCUGGCUGCGCUCCACAUGGCACAUCCGGGUGCCCCAGCCGUGGCUGGAUGCCUGUGUUGAAUGGGUAACGCAGGAGGCAGGUGGUGUGGCCUUGCCUCAAGACCAGCUCAAUCAACAAGUCUUGGACCAGUGGCUUCUUACAGACCUGAGUGACCUAGCUCAUUCCAUACUGCCUCCUGAUGUUUCUGAGGCAGAGAAGAUGGAACUGAAUGGCUGCUACUGCCUCCAGAUGGACUCAAUCCUAGAUGUUAGCCAGCCAGCUUAUUCUCAGCUUCAGCGUCUUCGUGGCUCAGAUUGCUCCAACGAAGAAGUCACGGCCGUGACACAAGCCACUCAAAAACCAUGGGAGGCAAAGCCAACUCGAAUGCUUAUGCUGCAGCUAACCGAUGGUGUUCAGAACCUGGAAGGAAUAGAGUACCGACCUAUUCCAGCUCUCAAUGCUGGCCUGCCCCCAGGAACCAAGCUUCAGGUUUUAGGAAGGGUGCAUGUCCGCCUGGGGGUGCUGCUGCUCAAACCGGAGAAUGUAAGGGUUCUUGGUGGAGAAGUAGAGGCACUGAUGGAGGAGCAUUCUCAGAGCAGAGUGAUCUGCAGGACCUUAGGGUUGCCUGUGGAAAACCAUGAGCAAGAAGCAGAAGAUCAAGAUGUCCAGGAAGGAGCAAGAAUCAGACAAACUGCGGAUAGCGGAUAUGAGAGCGUUCCAGGCAGCAUGAACUCGGAAAUGAUUAGCAGAAACGAGUCUCGUCAGUUAGAGAGCUCUAGAUUAAGCAUCCUUGAAACGACGCCCAUUUCUAGAUCGAUUGAGCCAGAUGCAGCUGAGAUUCCAGAUGAGGAAUUUGAUGACAUUCCAGAUGAUUUCAUGGAUUACCCGGAAGACCUGGACAACAUUCCAGAAAACUCUGACCAUGAGGAAGACAACUGGGAAAACAUUCCAGAUGACUUCAGUAUUGGUCCAGAGGAAUUUGAUGACAUUCCAAUGGAGGAACUGGAUAACAUAAUGUCACCUACCGAUACUGAAAUAUUACCCAGCAGGGGACCUGUACAAAAUCAAGGAACACACGAACGUGUAUCGAGUACGGGCAACAUACGAAGAGAUAGUCAAGUCAGCCAACUCUCCAAAACCCCCCUUAGUGAUGCAAAUGCAAGUGAAGUUAUUGAAGUUGAUUCAGAUGAUAAUUUGUCACCUUCUCCAGAACCAAAGCUUGCCAGAUAUGAAUCGAGACCGCAGGUUCCUGAAACCAACCACAGCGAAAAGGCUGGUACAGCAAUCCUCAACCAACCCCGAGCAUCAAACAACCUAAGUUCAUCAUUCAUGUCUCCCCUAAAUGAAACAAAUCUAUCUGACGUUAUUGACCUUGAUCCAGAGGACAAUUCCUCCUCCUCCCCAGGAGCAAUGAUGGACAGAAAUGAGCCCAAAUCUCUGGUUUCUACACACAACUGCAGCAAAAAAGCUGACACAUCAAUCCUUAACUACCUAUGUGUUUUGAGGGCUGGCGUUUGGCCACCCCUUAGCACUCAAGUAGUGCGUCUUCACGCCUUUUUAGUCACUCUACUGGGAAGCCUGCGCAGCAGUGGAGGGGAGUGGAAAGUCAAGGCCACUAUAUCGGACGGGACUGGCUACCUGGAUGUCGAUCUGUCCGACAGUUUGCUGGCAAAGCUGAUUGGCUUCCCAGCAGCGGAGUUGAAAGUUCUAAGGAAGGACCCAGCUAAGCGUUGCAUGGUGGACACCGGGUUACAAAACUGUCAAAAGGAACUGGUGGAUAUGUGUUGUGUUAUGAGUGUACAGGUAGAUCUGAAUGGAACGGGUACGGUGCUGAGGGCUGAGCCAUUAACGGACAAAGAGUGUUAUGAAAUACAGAAGCGGGUAACAGACAGGCGGCGCUAGAACAUGCUGCUGCUGUUUUGUAUUUUUGUCUGUCCUCCUAAAAAUGUUGUUGGUUUAUUGAAAGAAAGCAGGUAGGUAUCAGUUAGUUUUGUGGGCUUAAACAAUGGUAACUGAAUGAUUAAUUGAGGAGCAUUAAAAUGUGGUCAUAAGAUUUCUAUUAAUAUUGUUUUUGUUGUUGUUAUUAUCUAAAUGUCUUCCGAAACAACACCACAAUCAUUCAGGUUUUUCAGAACUCUGAAGGGUUAACACUUCACUGACAUUCCUCAAAAUUCUGAAAUGUUUUCUUGUCUUUAGCAACAGUUUUUGUUUGCUUUUUACUGUUUCUUUUUAAAUUCAUUAUAAUUGCAAGAAUAAAGGGAUAAACCUUAUCAUCAA